Taeniopygia guttata (zebra finch) is the source of this 1506-nucleotide messenger RNA. NCBI's taxonomy places the organism in Eukaryota, Metazoa, Chordata, Aves, Passeriformes, Estrildidae. The record is from RefSeq and is a predicted model, not a curated record.
AUGGCGGGGAUGGCCCUUUCCCUGUGCCUGAUCCUCGCUGCUGCCCUGCAGCCCGGCCUGGCCCGGGCACCGGGACCCCCGGCCCGCCCCGGCCCGCUGCUCCUGCGGCUGCGGCGCCUGGAGGAGCAGAUUCCGACAGGCAGGGACCCGGCAUGGGGACGUGUGUUCACUCCACGUCAUCCCACUCCUUUGCAGUUUCUCCGGCUCCAGGAGGUGACACUGAACCAUCUCCAGAGCAUCGCCAGCAACUACAACAUCUCCUACAACAUCGACGGACGAUUCCAGGCACUGGCGGAGCAGGCAGAAGUGGCUGAUGCUGCCCGGGCCGCGCUGGGUGCCGAGCUGGCCCGCCUGGCCACUGCUGGCCGGCGGCUACGCCGGAGGCUGAAGAAGCUGGAGGAGACAGUGGGUGCCCUGAGCCCACCACACACCCAGCUCACCCACCCAGCGGCCGCACUGGAGGCUGGCACCAAACCGCAGGGGCUGCCGGACGCUGCCCGGAGCACCCCCAGCCCUCGCCGCCCCAAGACGAGGCGGUGGCAGCAGCACCGGCAGGAGGACGGGCAGCGGCUGCUGGGUGAUGCCAGGCCCGGUGGAGCGCCCGGGGAGGAUGAGGAGAGCCCUGGGGAUGUAGCAGCAGCACCCCAGAGCAUGGCAGCGGUGCUCCCCACCGUAACCACGGCUCCCCAGGAGCAGCCCCCAGGCCCCCCUGCCCCGGUGCCCACCGCCCCCGCCUGUCGCACCGGCUCCGUUCUGCUCUUCCCCAACACCUCCGCCGAGCACGGGGCCGUGCUGGGGCUGGGGCCACACCGGGGCCUGCGGGCGGUGUCACUCUGUGCCUGGCUGGCCACCCCAGCCCGUCACCUCGGGGCUCUCCUCUCCUACACCACCGGGGAAGGGCACAGCGAGCUGGCCAUGCAUGGCCCCGGUGGGGAUCGCCCUGGCUCCGCACGUUUCAUCCUGGGGGACGGGCAAUUUCGGGAGCUGCCGGUGGCACCGCUCCUGGAUGGCAAAUGGCACCACCUGUGCCUCACCUGGUCCUCCGGCCAGGGCCAGUAUCGCUUCUACAUGGACAGGAGGCUGCUGGCUGCCGGCUCCGGCUUCCAGCAGGGCUAUGAAAUUCCCACUGGUGGCUCGCUGGUGCUGGGCCGGGGGCAGGACGGCCCUAACAUGGACAUGGGCACUGGAGAGGUUUUUGUGGGUCACCUGGCUGGCUUGGCUCUCUGGAGACGGGCUCUCCUGCCCGGGGAGGUGGCCAGAAUGGUGACCGGGCUGUGGCUGCCCCGGGGCCCCCUCCUCACGCUGGCCGAUGCCUCCUUGCAGGGCGGGGUGCGGAGGGUGGCGUGUCCCUGCCUCCAGCACUGCCUUUGAGGAGGCUGUGGCAGGAAUGGUGCCGGCUACCAGCCGCUCCCGACACCAGCUGAAUCCUCCCAGGGCGAUGGGACACCCAGCAGGGAGAGCGCCUCAGAACCGGCACCACUGGGAGGGAAAAAGGGAAAGGGGUCU